UACCAUUUACGUUGUAGGGAAAUUUUCCAAAGGUCGUGACUUGCAGAUGAGAGAGGGGGAGUUCCCGAAUAGUUUGUCGUUGUGCCCUAUGAGAUGCCCCUCAUACUGCGGAUGUUCUGACAUUAUCUGAUCUUUAGAGAAGGCUUGAUGCGUUUGUGAACUAAUCUCAGGAUUUCGUUAACGUGAACGACUACUAUUCGCUCAGAUGUAGCAGAAGUUAUCUGCUAUGAUUGAGUCGUCGCGGGAAUCUGCGUCCGUCAAAGCGAUCCAGGACAGGACGGCAACGUUAGAGGAAGAGGAAGAAAUCAGACGGCAACAUGAGCGGAGGAAAGUGGUGGCUAACCUGGCAGCUGGGGCCAUCGCAGGCGCCAUCGCCAAGACAACGGUCGCUCCGCUAGACAGAACCAAGAUUAUGUUUCAAGUAUCUCAUAACAGAUUUUCAGCAAAGGAAGCCUACAAAGUCAUCUUUAGGACGUACAAGAAUGAAGGGUUCUUCAGUCUAUGGCGGGGGAACUCAGCUACCAUGGCCAGGGUCAUACCAUAUGCUGCAAUACAGUUUGCUUCCCAUGAACAGUACAAGAAAAUGUUCAGGACAUCCUACAAAAAACUUAAGUCACCGCCGCCCUACACCAGGUUCCUGGCUGGCUCGAUGGCCGGAGUGACAGCCUCCUGCUGUACGUACCCACUGGACAUGGUCAGGGCGAGGAUGGCUGUCACCAAGAAGGCUAAAUACAGCAGUCUUCCUGACUGCUUCGCACACAUUAUCAAAGAAGAGGGCGGACUGACCCUGUACAGAGGUUUCACCCCUACCAUACUUGGGGUUAUUCCAUACGCAGGCACCAGUUUCUUUACCUACGAGACUCUGAAGAUUCUACUGGCAGAUUUCACAGGUGGCAAGGAGCCCAACCCCAUCCACAGACUGAUAUUCGGGAUGCUGGCGGGGUUGUUCGGCCAGUCUGCGUCCUACCCGCUGGACGUGAUCCGGCGCCGUAUGCAGACGGAGGGCGUGACAGGGAACCCGUGCAGUAGCAUCCUGGGAACGGCGCGGAUGAUUAUCAAGGAGGAGGGCGUGAGGAGAGGACUGUACAAGGGCCUGAGCAUGAACUGGGUCAAAGGGCCAAUUGCUGUAGGGAUAAGCUUCACCACCUUUGACCUUACCCAGCGGACAUUGCACAGACUUGCCAUGUUUAAAGACACCUGAUCCGAAAAUGUAUUUCCUUUUUUUUUUUAAAGAAACGAUCCUCGGUAAAAGCCGUAUGUUGUAUAGAUUUUUGGGAAGUACAUGUAGUGAUAUUUUUGCAUGAUUGUAUGAUUCAUACCUUGAUUGCCUCAACACAAGUCAUCAGCAAAUUGUCUACAAAAUGGUUGCUGUAAGGUGGUGCUUAUCAUGCAUACAGUGGUGUGCACAUUCCUGUACCUUAGUAUUUAUCUAGUAGUCUAAAGGUAUAGGGAUGUAUGUCAAGUGCAAAGACAUUGUUUGUUAUGUAUCACCAAUACAUAACUAUACUUCAUAGUCAGGGGAGUGGGGAUUGUGGUGUUUCUACAUAUAUCUGUUCAAUUACCAAAGAAAUGUGUUUGUGGUUUACACAAUCCAUUUUGAUGAAAUGAUUAAAAGUUAUGCAAUAUAUAGCAAAUGUCCCCCUGGUAAACUUGGUACAACCCAGGCGUGUUCAAGAUGCUAAACACUUUGGAUAACAACAUGUUUAAGUAUAAGAUGAAUUUCUUAGCAUAGGCAUUGGAGAUUUGAAAUGUGUAACUUGAAAACCAGAGCCAUUGUAAACAGUGACAAUGUUGAGCAGUUACUUGCAGAAUACCACACAUGCAAAAAAUGUACAUCAAUUGUAUCGUUUUACUGGUGGAUGUAAAGGUAAAAUAUAUAGAAAACAAUUCUGGAAUGCUGUUGAUGUAUUGUCGCAUGUUUAUUAAAAUAACAAGAUUGAAAAUGA
Molecule: messenger RNA, 1946 nt
Organism: Branchiostoma floridae (Florida lancelet)
Lineage: Eukaryota; Metazoa; Chordata; Leptocardii; Amphioxiformes; Branchiostomatidae
Product: mitochondrial coenzyme A transporter SLC25A42-like
Exons: 8
Coding region: 227-1201 (324 amino acids)
Biological process (GO): transmembrane transport
Cellular component (GO): mitochondrial inner membrane
Source: RefSeq, a predicted model, not a curated record